AAGAUGCUCAGAUUGCCUACAACAUCGGCUUCAGCUCUUCAAUGAACACUAAGGGAAACAACUUGCUGUCACAGGAAGCUAUGCUAGUUACAGCCCAUGAAUUCGGUCACAACUGGGGUGCAGAACAUGACGCAGAAACAGACGAGUGUGCUCCUGAUGCUUUCAACAAUGGCAGGUUCAUCAUGUACCCUUACGCUGUCAGUGGUUACGAUGAGAAUAACGAU
This is a messenger RNA of Candidula unifasciata, 224 nucleotides long. The record is from the annotation of a GenBank genome assembly. NCBI's taxonomy places the organism in Eukaryota, Metazoa, Mollusca, Gastropoda, Stylommatophora, Geomitridae.